CAAAACUCAGCCUCAACUCUGAGAAAAUACUCAACUCCCUAUUCUCAGCCUCAAAUCACCGCCACCAAAUAUUUGAGUACGUACUCAAAUAAAAAUUUUGAGUACGUACCAAAAAUAUUUGAGAUAGCUAGAUACCUAUCUCAAGUAAAUACUCAAGCAAUAAAAAUGGCUGUCCACAGACGACAUAUGCGACGCCGACGUCGGCAAAUGUUAGACGAGGUUAAAAUUUCAAGAAGAGUCAUCCGAGACAGGUUAAAUCCGCUAGAAGAGUAUUCAGAUGAUGAAAUUUUUGACAGAUAUAGGUUCCGUCCCGCAACCAUUCAGUACAUUUUGGACUCUAUUGCCCCAUCAAUUGUACACAACACUGCCAAGAACUGUGCCUUACCACCCACUCUACAGCUACUUACCUGCCUUAGGUUUCUGGCAACGGGGGCAUACCACAGACUGGUAGGGGACAGCAUUGGAGUAUCAGAGACAACAACCGGAAGAUGUUGCCGUUCUGUUACAGAUUCCAUAAUUACUAAUCUGUUGAAAAACUCCAUCACUUUUCCAACGGGUAAUUGCGCCAGGGAAAUUAAACAACAAUUUCUGGCAGUAGCAGGAUUCCCCAAUGUUCUGGGGUGCGUUGACGGAACUUUUAUAAGAAUCAUUGCUCCUAGCGAGAAUGAGCCAGAUUACGUCAACCGUAAAGGAUUCCAUUCAUUGAAUGUACAGGCCGUGUGCGAUGCCAAAUAUAAGAUUACAAGUAUUUGCGCAAAAUGGCCCGGUAGCGUGCACGAUAGUCGGAUAUGGCGGGAGUCGGCUUUGUGUCAGCAGUUUGAGAAUGGCGUUCAUAGUGGAUUUCUUUUGGGAGAUUCUGGUUAUCCUUGUAAAAGGUACCUAAUGACACCUUUUCUAAACCCGUCCACUGCCCCCCAGCAAAGGUUUAAUACAUCCCUCUGUAAAACUAGGGUAAUGGUGGAACAGACAUUUGGAAUUCUGAAACGCAGAUUUUCUUGUCUUCAAGGAGUGCUUAGGACAGAUCCAAAUCAAGCAACAAAAUAUGUCAUUGCCUGUGCAAUCUUGCACAAUAUUGGUAUAGACAGGGGUGACGUUGUAGAUUCUACGCAAGAUCUAGAUCAAGUACAACUUCGCGGUGGAAACGGGAACAUCAUCGUAGCUGGUGAUGGUGUCAACAUUAGAAACCACAUCGUGGAUACGUAUUUUACGUAAACAGUCCUGCUCCAGAUGUUUGAACAAUUGGUCGCUCCGAUAAAGAGGACGACGUGGAGGCCGAUGGUUUAGACGUUGACGAAGUGGACGAUGUUGUUCCGGGAGCCAAUGUGAUAGAUUCCACAUCCUUUGAUGUUUCUGUUGUUUCUAGAU
Molecule: messenger RNA, 1365 nt
Organism: Magallana angulata
Lineage: Eukaryota; Metazoa; Mollusca; Bivalvia; Ostreida; Ostreidae
Product: putative nuclease HARBI1
Exons: 6
Coding region: 166-1212 (348 amino acids)
Source: RefSeq, a predicted model, not a curated record